Messenger RNA from Linum trigynum, 2817 nucleotides. Lineage: Eukaryota; Viridiplantae; Streptophyta; Magnoliopsida; Malpighiales; Linaceae. The record is from the annotation of a GenBank genome assembly.
CUAAAGGGUCGUUUGGAAGUUACGCUUGUUUUAUUUGUAUUGAAAUGGAAAUUGAUAAUGGGGUUUUUGUAUGAUCCUUAAUCCAUAUGGUGGAGGAGGGUUAAAUUGGGGUUACCAAAAUCUUCAAAUUGGAUCUACCAAACCAAACCAAUCCAAUCAUUUCUUCUCCGUGUAUACCAAACGGCCCCAUAGUCUUAAACGCCUGCAUUUAUGCUGUGUGCCCACCCACACUCAACCAAUCCUACAACAGGGAUGGUUUUCCUUUAUAUAAAUGGGACAAUCGGUGAUGAUUUUUCCAUGCACUUUUGAUAGACACACAGAAGAUAUAGACUCGAGCAGAGCAGCUGAGCACUAGACACAUAAUGCACUCUAAUUCCAGGCAUUCUGAUCAUCGUCAUCAUGGAGGCGACAGAGAGGUUCGCGUCUGGAUUUUUGCUGAGAAAGAUGAAGAGCUCCUUCUCCAAAGCCACCGCCGGCCAGGGCACUGGGACGCAUCCGCCGUCGCCGCCUCGAUAUCGGAUUAUGAGUCAUCACUUCAAGCCGCUAGGAGGUUGGUGCAAUCGGAGCUGGGGAUCAACCUUCCAACUGAUGCCUUUGAGUUGGUGUCUAGCUCUCCCCUAAAACAGCCACAAGGAGGAGAGUCCGAAAAUGUGCUGAACAAUGAUGUAUACCUGGUGACCACCCUUGAGCCAAUACCAUUACAGGCUUUCACUCUUCAGGUGAAAAAAGGGCCAGGCAGUGUCAAGUACAUGACAUACAAUGAGUACAAAAACUUAGUUGGGCAGAACGACCCCGCCUAUGUCCAACCGCCUGAUAUCGCCAGCGAAUACGCCAAACUCUUUGCAAUUCUUACCAAAAGAUACCAAGAGGACCGUGACCGUUGUUCGACACUCCAUAAACAACUUCAGCGCUAUGCUCCGGUCUCUCUUACAGCCCAGUUGUCAGGGCUUUCCGAUGGGGACAAGGAGGCCUUGGGGUUCAUAAUCAAGGCUGCAAAAGCCAUCGACGAGAUAUUCUUCCACCAGGUUCUGGACACCAAUGCUCUUCUCAGGGACUGGCUACAGGGCCGGGCAGCUGGAGACGAUGCGUCACAGCUUGACCACCUCAAAUGGGAUUACUAUGUCAUCAACAAGAGCCCCUGGUCUAGCCUUGACGAGAACGAGGCGUUCCUGACAACUAAAGACUCGGCCAUAAAGUUGGCUACUGCUGCCACAAAGCCAGUGGAAGGAUGGAAAGGUCUAGAAUACAGAGUUGCUCUGUCUUCUAACAAACCUCCCGGUGCCAAUUUCUACCCUUUAGACAUGUCCAAAAAGGAGUUUGAAUCAUGGAAGAGCAGACUCCCAGAAUCGCAGCAAAAAGAGGCUCAAGGUUUCUUCACUGUUAUCAGGAGGCAGAGUGAAACCAAUCCUGAUCUUUAUAUUGUUCCUUACUCUCAACAGUAUGAUUCUUCCCUUACCAAAGCUGCUGAGUUUCUCCACAAAGCUGGAGACUUGGCUACUACUCCAAGCUUGAAGAAGUUGUUGCAUACCAAGGCUGAUGCAUUCCUCUCAAAUGACUACUAUGAAUCUGAUAUUGCUUGGAUGGAUUUGGACUCUAAGAUUGAUGUCACCAUCGGUCCGUAUGAAACAUAUGAAGAUUCACUCUUUGGCUACAAGGCUACAUUUGAAUCUUUCAUUGGGAUACGUGAUGACGAGGCAACUGGUCGAAUCAAAAUGUUCGGAGAAAAUAUGCUGAAGUUGGAGCAAAAUCUUCCCAUGGACGAUCAGUACAAAUCAACCAAUGUCAACGUCUCACCCAUUCGUGUCAUUCAACUCAUCUACAAUUCUGGGGAUGUUGAUGGCCCUCAGAUUGCAGCCUUCAAUCUACCAAAUGACGAGCGUAUAGUAAAUGACCGAGGGACUUCAAUGGUGAUGAUCAAGAACAUUCAAGAGGCUAAGUUUGAGAAAAUCCUGAAACCGAUAGCGGACAUCUGCAUCAACAAUGAACAGAAGGAGCUCGUAGAUUUCGAUUCCUUCUUCACACACAUCACCUGCCAUGAAUGUAUUCACGGCAUUGGUCCUCACACCAUUACACUUCCUGAUGGUUCAACUUCCACUGUCAGACAGGAGCUGCAAGAGUUCCAUACAGUUCUGGAAGAAGCCAAGGCUGAUAUUGUCGGCUUGUGGGCGCUCAGGUUCUUCAUCUCCCAGGGUUUACUUCCAAAGAGCAUGCUGGAGACUAUGUAUGUCUCAUUUCUGGCAACAUGCUUCCGUUCAGUUCGAUACGGUUUACAGGAUGCUCAUGGGAAAGGGCAAGCUGUGCAGUUCAACUGGCUGUUUGAGAAGCAAGCCAUUGUCCUUCAUUCUGAUGAUGAGACUUUUUCUGUUGAUUUCACAAAGGUUGAAGAGGCGGUUGAGAGCCUGAGCAAGGAGAUUCUGACGAUUCAAGCGAAAGGAAAUAAACAGGGUGCAAUUGCUCUUCUUCAGAAAUAUGGUCAGAUAACUAAACCAUUACAGCUUGGCUUGGACAAAUUAGAGAAAAUUCAGGUGUCUGUGGAUAUAGCUCUCUCAUUUCCCAUAGCCGACGAAACCCUAAAGAAUUAGAAAAGCAAUGGAUACUCCAUUUCCUUAGAUACUCCAUUUUCUGAAUAAGUUGCAUAUGAAGCAGCACUAUUUAAGUCGCGUGAUGGAGUAUUUCUGUGUUGAUUUUCAGUAUUUGAAUUGGCUUCUGAAUAAAGUUGGUGAGAUUUCAUUUGCAAUAAUUUGUCAAUGCUCCAUACAUUAGAAUACUUCAGGAAUCAGACGGCAAAGACAAAAGAAAUAAAGGCUAACUUCCCGA